Molecule: messenger RNA, 939 nt
Organism: Loa loa (African eye worm)
Lineage: Eukaryota; Metazoa; Nematoda; Chromadorea; Rhabditida; Onchocercidae
Exons: 5
Coding region: 1-939 (312 amino acids)
Source: RefSeq, a predicted model, not a curated record
AUGCCAUUAAUAGCUUUAAUUUCUUUGUUUAUAUGGCUUUCACGUUUGGAUAUCUCGACGACUUUGUGGAACCUUUCGGCUAUACCGUGGUAUUGUGAUCAACAAUGUUACAGUAUGAUAAAUGAGACACAGAUUAGUAGUGCCGGAUGUUUGGAACGAAAUGUCACCACCGAACAUAUCUUCAAAAUGUUUAACAUUGAUAUCACUAAACCGAUUUGUUUCAAACGUCCUAAAUUUCGACAAAAUGUUUGCUUGAAAUUAGUGAAAGGGAAAUAUUUCAUUGGUACAUGUGACAUAAAUGUUAUUGAUCGCAGGAUAAGCUGCAGGAAAUCAAAUGAUCGCAUGUCAUGGUAUCGCGGAAUGCAGUCCGUCUCUUUUUCUGGAAAAAGUUGCUUACGUUGGGAUGAAGUAAAUUCAACUUUUCAAUCGACCGAUUUCAGUAGUCAUUUUGGUCCAUCUAUAAGAUAUACUUCAAUAGAAUUGUCAACUGGAAUGCAUUCUUUGGAAAAUUAUUGUCGUAAUCCGGAUGACUGGCACAUGGGGCCAUGGUGUUUUGUAAUGGGUGAAUCUCGAAUUCGACGAGAAGCAUGUUUCAAGCAGUGUGAGGCAUACAAUCAUCCGGAAUUUUGUCUUGCAAAAAUGUUUUUUCCAUACAUGCUGCCAUCAAUGCCAUUAUUCAAUGGUGCGCCAAUCGUUGAAACCAAUAGUGAAUCUAUUAAAGACCUAAGCGAUAUCAUCGAUGUGCUAAAUGUCGUACGUAUCAACUCUCAAAUUAGGCCAAUGUUCAUCCCAACCUAUUUCAACGAUUACAUCCGAAAUUAUCCUGGUGAUAUUUCCACACGUCUUCGUUGCUAUCAGACAGGAGUACAAACACGAAUCGCUGGUCCGUGGACAUAUUCAGAUGCCGAUGAUCCAUUUCCAGAACAACAUUACUGGUAA